Molecule: messenger RNA, 1627 nt
Organism: Apus apus (common swift)
Lineage: Eukaryota; Metazoa; Chordata; Aves; Apodiformes; Apodidae
Gene: PAIP2
Product: poly(A) binding protein interacting protein 2
Exons: 4
Coding region: 169-552 (127 amino acids)
Biological process (GO): negative regulation of translational initiation
Cellular component (GO): cytoplasm
Molecular function (GO): mRNA regulatory element binding translation repressor activity
Source: RefSeq, a predicted model, not a curated record
ACAUCCGGCGGCGCUGGGAGGGGAGCGGGGCGGCGGCGGCGCCGGGAGCGAAGCGGGGCCGGGACGGGCCGGGGCGGAGGCAGCGGAGCAGCUCGGGGCCGGCAGCGGAGCCCUCGGAACCCGCCACCCUUCCCUCAGCGCGCAGACCUCCAGUGAAAAGGCGCAGCCAUGAAAGAUCCAAGUCGCAGCAGUACCAGCCCAAGCAUCAUCAAUGAAGAUGUGAUCAUAAAUGGUCACUCCCAUGAAGAUGACAAUCCCUUUGCGGAGUACAUGUGGAUGGAGAAUGAAGAGGAGUUCAACAGGCAGAUUGAAGAGGAGUUGUGGGAAGAAGAAUUUAUUGAGCGCUGCUUCCAGGAGAUGCUGGAAGAAGAGGAGGAGCACGAGUGGUUUAUUCCAGCCCGUGAUCUCCCACAAACAAUGGAUCAAAUCCAGGACCAGUUCAACGACCUUGUUAUCAGUGACAGCUCAUCACUGGAGGAUCUGGUGGUCAAGAGUAAUCUGAAUCCAAACGCAAAGGAGUUUGUUCCUGGGGUGAAGUACUUAAAUAUUUGAGUAGACUGGGCCCUCUCUUGGUGGAUGUAGCACAAUUUCCACACUGUGAAGCCAGUAUUAGAAGAUUUAAUUGUAAAAGCUCUCUCUUCUUGUCACUGUGUUACACUUAUGCAUUGCCAAAGUUUUGUUAGUCUUGCAUGCUCAAUUAAAGUGCUGAGACUGUUACUAAGUAAAUCUGUCAAAAGUUUAAUGGAAACCUAAUUGGAUCCUGGCUCUGGAGAGGGGGACAGUGAGGUAAGAAAGCACCAGUCAAGUUGAGACAAAAGUACCACGUUAAUAAAAACCUUCUGUAGACUCUGUCUUUUUAAACAGGACUCUGGAAUUUGCUAAGGAUGGUCUGUUUUUAAACUAAAGAUGUGUUAACUGGUGCUAGUUUGCACCUGAUCAUGCCUUAAGCGAAAGGAUCUCUGAUUGUUAUGCAAAUUAGCUAACUUCCCCUUGGAAUACCAGUAUUGUUACUGAUGUUAAUUUUCCCCCUUCCAAAACUUCAUGCUCCUUUUGAGCAGCGUGAGCUUGAACAGAAACGUUACAGACCUGAGCAGAGUCGUAGAUCUCAGCUACUGAACUAACAUCCCAGCAGGAAGGACUUCCCUGUAUACCUUUGCAGUGUGAGAUCAUGUUUAGAAAGGUGUCACUUCUUAAUCAGGUCACAGGAGAUGGGAGUUUUCAUCACCAUUUCUUCCAGGAACCCCGAGGGUACAUAGUGCUGCCUAUGUAACUUUUAGCAUACAACUUUAUCAUAGCUGGAUUUAACUGAGGAAACCCUAGCGUUAGUGAUUUGAGUGGUGCUUUUCCCUUGCUUUGUUUAAUCAUCACUACACAAUAGUCUACAGCACAACGACUUUUGUUUUUUUGGUUUUGUUUUGGGUUGUGUUUUUUUUUCCUUUGUUUUGGUUUAUUAUUAUUUUUUGUUUCUUUUAAUAAAAGCUAGAACAGUUUUGGCUUCUUAAACUUCAUAUUCGGGUAGGUUAAGCUGCCAUACGUGUUCAGUGUGAAUAGUGUUUAAGUUGAAAAUAUUGUAAAAAAAUUAUAUUUUUUCAAAAAUAUUUAAAAAAAUAAAUAAGAGUAGAACUGA